AUGGAUUACAUGAAUCUGGGGAUCAAAUCCCGUAAAACGGGAUUGAACGUCAAAAAUGAUAUCAAGAAGGAUGAAUAUAGUAUGGAAAAUCUUGAUGAUUUCUUCCAAGAUAAUGAUACAACUAAUUUAUCAGAUAAAAAUCAAAGAAGUAAAAAAAGGAAAAGAAAUUCUUCGUUACUAUCAUUUCAAUCAAUUCAAAAUGGUGAAAAUAUAUUACCCUCUGAUUUAAUUAACUCUCCAACUCCAUCUCGAAAUGCUAUAUUGAAUGUUGACGAAAAGGAAAACGAUGACAGUUCAAGAUUUAAAAGACCAACAAGGACUUCAAUCUUAAGUCAAGCCACUGAUAACAACCUCUACGAUAAUAAUUAUAAUAAUAAUGAUGAUGCUGAUAACGUAUUAGGAACAAUUCAAGAAGGAAAUGAUGAUGGUAAUUAUAUGGCAGAACGGAGAUUAUCUGACAUUUCGAACAGAAGGAAAAGAAGAUCAACUUUCUUUAGAAACAGAUUCGAUAGCAUUAAUACACAGAAAUCAAAUGAUAUCGAUACUACGAGCAUAGUGAAUGAAAAAUCAUACCCUGUAAAUAAUUACCUUCAAGAUGACGAUGACGCGAUGCCUGCGUUAACUGAAAGUGAAAUGGACAAUACAGUGGAUAAUACUUCUUUGAAUACUUCCGAUAAUUAUGUAUUGGAGGAUGAAUUAGAAACUGAUGAAGAUAGAAGUUAUAUUCAUGGUCCAUCAUCAGACCUCGAUUCAAACGGAAGCGGAUCAUCCAAUAGCGACGAUGACGAUCAUAAAGAGCUGAAUUAUGAUAAUAUAAAAACUGAUUCCUAUGGACUAUAUGACUCUGAAUCGGAUGAUGACGCGGGUGCGAAUAAAAGUAUUCUCGAGCAAGCCUCACAAGUAGUUAAUGAUGACUCGUUGGUAAAGUCUGAUGGAUUAAGACGAUCCACAAGGGUGAAAAUCCCAACUUUAGAUUACUGGAGAAAUGAAAAAGUAAUAUAUACUAGAAAAUCAAUUAAACCUGUGUUAGAAAUUUCUAAAAUUGUUACCUUCGAUGAAGAAUCUGAUGAAGAAGAAGAAAGUAGUAAAAAGAAGAAAAGCCGGCUACGUAAUCAAAUCUCCGAUGCUCCAAUCGGUACAGUUGAUGAUAGAGGCGAACAAAAGGAACCGACCAUAACGGUAAAAAAUAAGACUAGAUCUAAACUUGAUAAGAAUAUCAUAGGACAAGUACGUUCUGGUGAAGUAAUAGAAGCACAGUGGCUUAAGAAUGGUAUAUUACAAGGUGAUGUCAAAGUCACCAAAAAUCGAAUGAGUCUAGAGACUCUUGCGUUUGCACCCAAUAUUUCACAGUCAGAAAUAACUCAGGAAACAAUAGAUGAGAAAUUUUCAUUAGAAAUAAUGUUUGAUAAAUAUAAGAAACAUUUUGCUAGUGGGAAGCUAAGACUGCCGAAAAACGGUAAUAGAAACCCUACCGACUCCUUAAAUACCUUUAUGACGUUUUAUUUGAUCCAAGGUACAGUCACCGUUAAUAUUGGCGAAACUACAUUCGUUGCAACUACUGGCUCAACGUUCCAGAUACCAGCAUAUAAUAAAUAUUCCUUUACAAAUAUUGGGAAUAACGAAGCUAAAAUGUUUUUUGUCCAAGUUUGUGUUUCCGAUGAAGAGUUGAUUUCCACAUAUACCAACGAUGAUGCAGACGCUUUAUCCAGCAGUAGCCAUACUAGUAGUAACAUACGAUCUCCUCAAAUGCGAGUACAUCGAAGAUCCAGCUCACCAGUGCGUUCCAGAAGGACUAGCGACAGCUUAUCAUCGACAUCUGCAUCUCUUCAGUGA
Naumovozyma dairenensis CBS 421 is the source of this 1833-nucleotide messenger RNA. RefSeq names its product Mif2p (gene MIF2). Gene Ontology annotation, biological process: kinetochore assembly; spindle attachment to meiosis I kinetochore; attachment of mitotic spindle microtubules to kinetochore. Gene Ontology annotation, molecular function: centromeric DNA binding. Bases 1 to 1833 code for a protein of 610 amino acids. The record is from RefSeq and is a predicted model, not a curated record. Gene Ontology annotation, cellular component: kinetochore. Lineage: Eukaryota; Fungi; Ascomycota; Saccharomycetes; Saccharomycetales; Saccharomycetaceae. The transcript has a single exon.